CGCGCAUACAUUAACACUCGCAUGGGUAAGCGAGUAUAAACAGUGACAAAGUUCAAAACAAUCUUAUUCAUGGCUGGCUUUUCCAGUACUAAUUAAGUCAAAGCGCUGCAAAAAUAAACGGUGUUCUGGAAUAUAUGAAGAAUCUUUCAAAAAAAUUUGCAGGCGCAUGAAUAGUCGAUUUACUCCAUCUAAUCUAUGUAUUUUGUAUGUUUUGUUUGAUCUGUGGCUUUGAUACUGUGAAGAGUGAAAACACGUUUUCAUCAAGAUUUUAUAAUGAAACAAAUAUUUGUGUUAGCUAUAUUAAUUUCGACAGUAUAUGCCACAAAAGAAGCAUUAGACGAGUUCGUUUUAGGAAAUAGAAAAUUUACAGCAGACGUUUACAAGGAAGUAUUAAAAUUAAGCUCCGGAAACUUUUUGGUAAGCCCUCUUUCGGCAGAAACAGUCCUAGCACUGGCUCUAGAGGGAUCCAAUGGUGAGACCAGUGAAGAAUUGAUUAGAGGUCUGAAAUUUCCUAGCACCAAAGAAAAAACCUCGUCGGCCAUAAAAUCCUUACUGCCACAACUGAACCUAGCAACAAAUGGCGAGUUGGAGCUUCAAUCGACAAAUAAAAUGUACGUAAACAAAAAUUAUCCACUUAAAGAUAAUUAUAAGUUGCUCGCGAAAAGUACAUAUAUGAGUGAAGUGGAAAAUAUAAAUUUUGCGGAAGGUGCUAAAGCUGCAAGUGCUAUUAAUAAAUGGGUUGACGAAAAAACCAACCAUAAAAUAAACAAAAUAGUGGAAGAGACAUCCCUAACCAAUGACGUAAAGGUGGUUUUAAUAAACACUUUGUAUUUCCUGGGAAAAUGGCUAAAUCCCUUUGAUACCAUCGACACGCUUCCAAAAAAAUUCUUUUUAUCCACCAACGACUCCGUGGUAGUUGAAACCAUGCACACCAGCGAAUACUUCAACUAUUACGAGAACAAAGAUUUGCAAGCCACGUUUUUGGAAAUGCCUUAUGCUGGAGGUGAUGCCACGAUGACGAUUGUUCUGCCAGACAAAAAUAUUCAGCUUGCUGAUGUUGAACAAAAACUCGAGGAAGUUUUGAAACCGCAACCUUACAAACCUGAGAGGGUGGCUGUGGCCAUACCCAAAUUCUCCGUCGAGUCUCAAGUUAAAUUUGUCCCCAUUCUAAAAAAUAUGGGGAUAAAAAAAGCAUUUACUGGAGGUGAAGCCGAUUUUAGCGGAAUUGGAGGCAAGAAGGGAGAUCUAUACAUAAGUGAUAUUAUCCAAAAAACUUUUAUUAACGUAACUGAAACUGGAACCGAAGCUGCUUCUGCCACAGCAGGAUUAGUUUUAAUUCGUAUUGGGUCUGUUCCACCCAACAAAUUUUUCGAUGCGAACCAUCCGUUUUUAUUUUAUUUGCGCUCAAAUGAUGUUAUUCUGUUUAUUGGAAAAGUGGACAAUUUUUAAUUAUAUAUUCAUGACCUAUAGGAUUGGUAGCAUUAUUAAGUGCCCCUAUCGUACAUAAGAACACGGCCAAUUUUAUAGCCAACCGUCCAUUUUUAUACACCGUAAAACAUACUUCAGGCACUAUUCUAUUUGUUGGCAGAUACUGCUCAAAAUAAUACGACUCACCUUUAUAUUUAUGGGUAAAAAUCCUCAUAAACCAUUUAAACUUAAUUUUCGUAAAUAAAAAAAUUAAAACUA
Brassicogethes aeneus is the source of this 1686-nucleotide messenger RNA. NCBI's taxonomy places the organism in Eukaryota, Metazoa, Arthropoda, Insecta, Coleoptera, Nitidulidae. The record is from the annotation of a GenBank genome assembly.